Messenger RNA from Linepithema humile (Argentine ant), 562 nucleotides. RefSeq names its product ejaculatory bulb-specific protein 3. The record is from RefSeq and is a predicted model, not a curated record. NCBI's taxonomy places the organism in Eukaryota, Metazoa, Arthropoda, Insecta, Hymenoptera, Formicidae.
AGUACAACAGUCAACGUAAGAAUAGGAAAGAGCACAAUGGUUCGCCUAAGUUGUAUUGUGAUUAUUAGUAUCGCAUUAGCGUGCGUUCUCGCACAAGAAGAAUUAUACUCCGCUCAGUAUGAUAAUAUCGAUAUCGUUCACCUUUUCGAAAAUGCUGAAGCACGACAGUGCGUUUACAAUUGUUUCAUGGACGUUGGACCAUGCGACUCACAAUCACAAUUUGGAAAUUUGAAAUUCUUUAAAGGAAUCUUUCCCGAAGCUCUCCAUGAUGGAUGCAAAAAAUGUACUGAAAAGCAAAAGGAAUAUUUGAAAUACAUAACUGAUUGGUAUACAACGAAUGAACCCGAUGCGUGGAAUGCUUUACUUACGAAAAUUCAGAAUGAUUUUGUAAAGAAAGAUGUUCAAUAAUUAUCAAUAAUACAGUGCUGAAAAGACUGAUAAGGAUAUUUAUAGCGAACUGAUAUUCUAAUUCUCAAAAACGAAAAGAAACUCAUCAGUAUUAUUAAUGUUUGUUGUAACUACACUAUACUGUAGUUAAUAUUAGAAUAAAACCUGAAAAUUA